UCUGCUUCCACGCUGGGAUGGCUGACGGCAGGCACGGUCUUCAUUCGCUGGUUACGUUAUCACCGUGCAAUUCAAGGUGUUCUACAAGGAAUGAUCCCGAGACACCAUCUCUGUGAGACAGGAUGUGGACAUCCGGCCACUUCUUGGAAGAAUUUUCUCGGCCUACCUUCCCCAUGAGGCUCAGAUCUGUCUGACCUAAGAGCCAGUUGGCAUCUUCCUCCUGACAGAAGCCAGAUUUUCACUGGGGCUAGACUAUUUAUUGACAGUGUUUUCCCAGACCGGCCCGUUUGGACAAAGAAACCCAGCAUUAUCCAAGGAUUUUUCUUCCUUCUAUGUCUGCAUCUUUUAAGCGCUAUCUCUGUGGCUUUAAGAUCCCGGCAUUCGAGUGGGUUCCACGGUUAUCUAAGAAAAGUUGUCAAGAGGCUUUGCUCUGCAAGCCCCAGAAGAGAACUUAUAAAAACGGAAGGCAGUAGCAGAUGCAAUUACGGAUGUGGCUUAGUCGUUGCAGCUGCCCCACGGAGCUGUGCAGAGCAUACCGUCCUCAGCGAUGAACCCAGAAGAGCGAAUCGUGACAUGGCUUAUAUCCUUGGGAGUUUUAGAUUCCCCCAAAAAGACCAUCUGUGAUCCGGAGGAGUUCUUGAAGUCCUCGCUGAAGAAUGGGGUAGUGCUGUGCAAAUUGAUCAACAGACUUAGGCCUGGCUCUCUAGAAAAGUACUGCUUGGAGCCCCAGACCGAAGCUGACUGCCUCAACAACAUUGGUGACUUCCUGAAAGGAUGUGCAACCCUUCAGGUGGAGGUAUUCGAUCCUGAUGACCUUUAUUCAGGGGUCAACUUCUCCAAGGUUCUGAGCACACUUUUAGCUGUCAACAAGGCAACAGAAGAUCAGCUCUCAGAAAGACCAUGUGGACGUUCCUCUUCUCUUAGUGCUGCUAAUAGUUCUCAGACGAAUCCACAGGGAGCGGUGGUUAGCGCACCUCCAGGCCCGCAAAGGCAGUCCAAGGCAGUGGAGAUGACGGAAAAUGGAAGCCAUCAGUUGAUAGUAAAGGCAAGAUUCAACUUUAAGCAGACAAAUGAAGACGAGCUGUCGGUUUGUAAAGGGGACAUCAUUUAUGUUACCAGAGUUGAAGAAGGAGGCUGGUGGGAAGGCACAUUAAAUGGCAGAACAGGCUGGUUCCCUAGUAAUUAUGUCCGAGAAAUUAAAUCCAGUGAGAGACCUCUGUCCCCCAAGGCUGUCAAAGGAUUUGAAACGACUCCGCUUACCAAGAACUAUUAUACUGUGGUGUUACAGAACAUUUUGGACACUGAAAAGGAUUAUGCUAAAGAACUUCAGUCUCUGCUUGUCACUUACUUAAGACCCCUGCAGUCCAAUAACAAUCUGAGUACUGUGGAGUUUACAUCUUUAUUGGGGAACUUUGAGGAAAUAUGCUUGUUUCAGCAGACGCUCUGUCAAGCCUUGGAAGAAUGUUCCAAGUUUCCAGAAAACCAACACAGAGUCGGAGGUUGUCUGUUGAACCUCAUGCCUCAUUUUAAAUCUAUGUACCUGGCUUACUGUGCAAAUCAUCCGUCAGCUGUCAGUGUGCUUACACAGCACAGUGAUGAUCUGGAACAGUUCAUGGAAAGCCAAGGUGCAUCCAGCCCAGGGAUCCUCAUUUUAACAACCAGCCUCAGCAAACCGUUCAUGCGACUGGAAAAGUACGUUACUCUCUUGCAGGAGUUGGAACGGCACAUGGAGGACACACAUCCGGAUCACCAGGAUAUUCUGAAAGCAAUCAUAGCCUUCAAAACGCUCAUGGGGCAGUGCCAAGAUCUAAGAAAGAGAAAACAGCUGGAGUUGCAAAUACUUUCUGAGCCUAUCCAGGCCUGGGAAGGAGAGAGUAUUAAAACCUUGGGAAAUGUGCUGUUUAUGUCCCAAGUAAUGGUGCAGUAUGGAACAUGCGAGGAAAAAGAGGAGCGGUACCUUCUGUUAUUCUCCAGUGUCCUGAUAAUGUUAUCGGCAAGUCCUCGGAUGAGUGGCUUUAUCUACCAGGGAAAAAUACCAGUAGCGGGAAUGGUGGUGACUAGAUUAGAUGAAAUCGAAGGGAAUGACAACACAUUUGAAAUCACAGGUAACAUAGAGAGAAUCGUCAUCCACUGCAACAGCAGUCAGGACUUCCAGGAGUGGCUGGAGCAGCUGUGCCGACUCAUCCGGGGACCCGCCUCCUGCAGCUCGUUAUCCAAAACGUCAUCAUCAUCUUGCAGCGCCCAUUCCUCUUUUAGCUCUACUGGACAGCCCCGAGGACCCCUGGAACCUCCUCAGAUUAUAAAGCCGUGGAGUUUAAGUUGUCUACGACCUGCACCUCCACUUAGACCGUCAGCAGCACUAGGUUAUAAAGAGAGGAUGUCUUAUAUCUUAAAGGAGUCUAGUAAAAGCCCCAAAACGAUGAAGAAGUUUCUUCACAAAAGAAAGACGGAAAGAAAGCCGUCGGAGGAGGAAUACGUGAUUCGGAAAAGUACCGCCGCUCUGGAAGAAGAUGCGCAGAUCCUGAGGGUGAUCGAAGCCUAUUGCGCCAGUGCGAACUUGCAGCCAGGCCACGGCUCAAGUGCUCGCAAAGAUUCACUCCCACAAGUCUUACUCCCCGAGGAGGAGAAACUCAUCAUUGAAGAAACCAGGAGCAAUGGCCAGACUAUCAUUGAAGAAAAGAGUCUGGUUGACACUGUGUAUGCCUUGAAGGAUGAGGUCAAAGAACUGAAACAGGAAAAUAAAAGAAUGAAGCAGUGCCUGGAAGAAGAAUUGAAAUCAAGAAGGGACCUCGAAAAGCUGGUGCGGAGGCUGUUGAAGCAGACUGAUGAGUGUAUUCGGGCCGAGUCCAGUAGCAAGACCUCCGUUCUUCCGUAACCGUCACUGUGCAACUGGGCACACGUGCCUCCGGGGCAUCUAGAAAUGUCCAGCUGAAUGAUUUGUUUGCUCACUUCCUUGGUUUUUAUUUUGUAUCUGAGUCAGUCCUUCUCUCUCUCUCUCUCUCUCUCUCUCUCGCUCUCGCUCUCUCUGUUUGCUUGAGUGUUCGUUGUCGUUUGGUUAUUGGUUGGUUAUUUUCUUUUUGACUGGGGUAAAAGCGAGACAUGGUGGUGGAAAUCUCCCCCGAGUCUUUUCCACUCAAUAAGAAAAGGAAAACGAGGAUUUAAAAUGGAUUUUAGAUGAUUUAAAUGGUCUUCAUAUGGCCUUCAAUUUAUAGUGCCUCUUCACCAGCCAUUACUCGCCCCCACACCCCGCUCUGUCACUCUUUUGGGGCUGCCGUAUCAAAGUGGCCGGCCGUGGCUUAGUAAAUGUGAACUUGACUUUUUCUUUCAUGCUUUCUUGUAUCUGGAAGCCCCUCAGUACCCAAUUUAAGGAGGGCAAAGCUCCUUGAGCUAUGACAAGGGUAGGGUCAUUUGCCCAGUGACCCAGCCAUCCUGCCCCGACUAUCAUGUGCCACCCUCAAUGCACACUUUUUUUUUUUAAUUACUGCCCUGUGUUGUCUAUAAGG
This is a messenger RNA of Mustela erminea (ermine), 3503 nucleotides long. It is a transcript of the gene ARHGEF6, whose product is annotated as Rac/Cdc42 guanine nucleotide exchange factor 6. Gene Ontology annotation, biological process: intracellular signal transduction. The record is from RefSeq and is a predicted model, not a curated record. NCBI's taxonomy places the organism in Eukaryota, Metazoa, Chordata, Mammalia, Carnivora, Mustelidae. The transcript has 23 exons. Gene Ontology annotation, molecular function: guanyl-nucleotide exchange factor activity; protein binding. The coding region runs from base 548 to 2875 and encodes 775 amino acids.